AGCGGACGCAACGGAUGAACGCCCUGCUACUUCCAGCCCCAGUUACCCGCGGUGUCCGUGUCCGUGUCCCCGUCCUGCCAUUCUUGUCUGGUCUGGUGCUUCGUGUAAACCCCAGAUUCUCGACUAUCACGACCGCCGAUCGUCAAUUGUUACAUGCAGGCGCCGCUGCAGGACGGGAUGAGUUUCUUUUCCUGAAUGCGACGUCGACGGGGAUCGGCGCCGGACCGCCUCCGGUCUUGUCAGUCAGGGCCCAGGGAUUUAAAUACUGUUGCAUAUUGCCGCCAAUUUGUCUGCUACACACCUAACUAAUUUGGAGGACAAGGGCACUCACUGCACGGCGGUUCUACAAAAGUCAAUUAACCGCGCUUCCCCUCUCCAUUCACCCAGGAGCGCACCGACAUCGACGGGCCGCAGACUCGACACAGGAUGAAGUCUCAGAUUGCGCUUACGGCCGUCGGGCUGGUUGGCGGUGCCGCCGCCGCCGGCUCCGAGCCUCUGCUGCCUCUCCCUCCCAUGGGCUUCAACAACUGGGCCCGCUUCAUGACCAACAUCACCGAGGGAAUCUUCGUCGACGCCGCCGAGGCUCUCGUCAAGACUGGUCUUCGCGACGUUGGCUACAAUCGCCUCAACCUCGACGAUGCCUGGUCGACCAUGGCGCGUGCCGCCAACGGCUCCAUGGUCUGGGACACCAAGAAGUUUCCCAAGGGCCUGCCGUGGCUUACCUCGUACAUGAAGUCCAAGGGUUUCAUCCCGGGCAUCUACACCGACGCCGGUACCCUCUCGUGCGGUGGCUACCCCGGUGCUCUCGACCACGAGGAGAUUGACUGGAAGGACUUCAAGGCCUGGGGCUUCGAGUACCUGAAGAUGGACGGCUGCAACCUGCCCGACGGUGGCGAGCCCGUGUACCGCGAGGUCUACGCUCGCUGGGGGAAGCUCAUCGCCGAGGACCCGGAGGCCAUGGUCUUCUCCGACUCGGCGCCCGCCUACUUCGAGGGCCAAAAGAACCUCACCGACUGGUACACCAUCAUGGGAUGGGCGCAGAAGAUGGGUCACCUUGCGCGCCACUCGGCCGACAUCCAGACCUACCCCAAGGGCAAGUCGUGGCCCAGCAUGAUGUACAACUACGAUCAGCACGUCCGCCUCGCGCGGUACCAGAAGGUCGGCUUCUUCAACGACCCCGACUUCCUGAACGUCGACCACCCGUCGUACACGCUCGACGAGAAGAAGAGCCACUUCGCCCUGUGGUGCAGCUUCAGCGCGCCGCUCCUACUCAGCACCGACCUCACGGCCAUCACCAAGGAGGAGGUCGAGUACCUGUCCAACAAGGACCUUAUCGCGAUCAACCAGGACAAGCUCAUCCAGCAGGCCACCCUCGUCAGCCGCGACAGCAACUGGGACGUGCUGUCCAAGGAUGUCGAGAAUGGCGACCGCAUCGUCACGAUCCUCAACAAGGGCGCCUCGGCCGGCAGCCUCACGGUGUCGUGGGAGCGCGCCGGCCUGUCCACCAAGGCCCUCCGCCGCGGCAAGGACGUCACCGUCAAGGACCUGUGGACGGGCAAGACGACCAAGGUUGACGCCAAGAGCGGCGGCAUCACCGCCAGCAACGUCCCGUCGCACGGCACUGCCGUCUUCCGCAUCGCCAAGUCCGUCAGCCCCGUGACUCCCACCGGUCUCAUCUUCAACACCCUCAGCAUGAAGUGCCUCACCGACGACAAGUCUGGCAAGGUUAGCUUCAAGGCGUGCGACGGUUCCGAUGGGCAGACGUGGCAGGUGCGCCGUGACGGCCACAUCAACAGCAUCCUCCGCCCUGACGAGUGCAUCGUGGAUGCUGAGGGCAAGAUCCUCUCGCGCCACUCGGGCUGCUCCACCGACGGAUGGAGCUACGCCGUCUCUGGCAACCUGAUCAAUGGAAACUCGGCCAAUUGCCUGACCGAGGCUGCCGAUGGUACCGCGACGGCGACAAAGUGUGGCUACGAGCUGAACGAGCAGGUGGUUGCUCUGCCCAUUGGCGUGACGGUCAACGAGAAGUAGACUGGCGCGCACCUGAACGUUGCGCAAUCUUCCAUUCUUCGAGCAAGGAAAUGGCAGCGAUUUGAGACUAUUCCGUCUAGUAUACAAAAAUAAAGUCUUCGUUCUUAA
Purpureocillium takamizusanense is the source of this 2139-nucleotide messenger RNA. Its product is annotated as Alpha-galactosidase. The coding region runs from base 427 to 2031 and encodes 534 amino acids. Gene Ontology annotation, molecular function: hydrolase activity, hydrolyzing O-glycosyl compounds. Gene Ontology annotation, biological process: carbohydrate metabolic process. NCBI's taxonomy places the organism in Eukaryota, Fungi, Ascomycota, Sordariomycetes, Hypocreales, Ophiocordycipitaceae. The record is from RefSeq and is a predicted model, not a curated record. The transcript has a single exon.